Molecule: messenger RNA, 4560 nt
Organism: Panthera uncia (snow leopard)
Lineage: Eukaryota; Metazoa; Chordata; Mammalia; Carnivora; Felidae
Gene: RIMOC1
Product: RAB7A interacting MON1-CCZ1 complex subunit 1
Exons: 6
Coding region: 773-1567 (264 amino acids)
Biological process (GO): mitophagy
Source: RefSeq, a predicted model, not a curated record
CCUCAGGGAACUCGGAACACGAAUUCCAGCUGAGCUUGGGCUACAUUUAGGGACAGAGCAAGGCAAAAAAACCAAAACAAAACAAAACAAAAAACCUAUCAACUAACAAUCGCCGCGAAGAGUGUCUCAGGAUACCACUUGUUGGCGAAUUGGCAGUAAGGGCGGAACAAGAUUUUCUAAGGGUUUGAAAACGGAAAUCCUCCAACGAGGAUGCCGGCGCCCCAAGACCGCGCGCGAGCCACGGCGGGCCGGAGCGCUACAGGCUUCUCCGCUGGAUAAAGAAGAUGCCCAGGCGUGCGCUCCAGUCCGGGUUCCCUUUCCCACCGCCGCGGUGCUGUGCGGCGCAGCCAAAAAAGGGAAGACAGGGAGGGGACGGCAUUCCACCUCCAAGGCACCCGGCAUCCGCCCCCUCAGCGGCCAACUCAUGCCGUUCCGUGGCUAACCAGCCCUGGGUUCUGGGCCUCUAGAGGCCCCCCAGCCCUCAAAUCCCAGUGCGGGGUGCAAACCUGCCCCCUGCUGCCGUCACCCCUACCCCGCCGUAGACACGUGCGCCCUCCCGGUGCCCCCCUGAGGACGCGAUUGUGCCCUGAAGGGCGUCUCGCCGCUGCCAAACGCCGUCCCGCCCGCUUGCAGCCCCUUGGCGCGCCUCUACGCCCGGUCUCGCCUGGCUCGGGGAAUCGGCUGCAGAACCGCGCAAAGGCAGCCACCCGAAGGAGCAGCGAGGCAAGGCAGGCGUCGGUGCGUCUCGCUGCCUCUGGACCCGGCGCCACGGAUGCUAACUUAUCACUUUUUAAUUCGGGCUUCUGCAGCUCUAGAAAAAUUGAAACUUCUGUGUGGAGAAGACAAAGAAUGUUCAAACCCAUCAAAUCUUCUAGAACUUUACACACAGGCCAUUUUGGACAUGACAUAUUUUGAGGAGAACAAACUAGUAGAUGAAGAUUUUCCUGAGGACUCUUCACAGAAAGUAAAAGAGCUGAUCAGUUUUCUUUCAGAACCAGAAAUUUUAAUUAAAGAAAAUAAUAUGCAUCCAAAACCCUGCGAUUUGCUUGGGGAUGAACUUCUGGAAUGCCUCUCUUGGAGAAGAGGCGCUCUACUCUAUAUGUAUUGUCAUUCUCUGACCAAAAGGAGAGAGUGGCUCACAAGAAAAUCCAGUUUGCUUAAAAAGUAUCUUAUUGAUGGAAUCAGUUACUUGCUACAGAUGCUAAAUUACCGGUGUCCUAUCCAGUUAAAUGAAGGAGUUUCUUUCCAAGACUUAGACACAGCUAAAUUACUGAGUGAAGGAAUAUUUAGUGACAUUCAUUUGCUGGCUAUGAUGUACAGCGGAGAAAUGUGUUACUGGGGAUUGAAGCAUUGUGCAGAUCAACAGCCAGAAAAUCAUGAAGUGGAUAGUGGUGUUUCCGGAGCAAGCUACACGACACAGAAAGAACCCUUGGAUUUCCGAGAAGUAGGAGAAAAAAUUUUGAAAAAGUAUGUAUCUGUGUGCGAAGGACCCCUGAAAGAACAAGAAUGGAAUACAGCAAAUGCAAAACAAAUUUUAAACUUCUUUCAGCAUCAUACCAACCAGUAAGUUCAGCUAUUCUUUUUGAAACAAAAGAACAAAACAACCCGUGAAAUGGAAAAAGUUCCAGAAAAGAAGACAUAUUGACACUGAGCUUAAGAAUGUUACACUAUGUAAAGAUAACCAGCAGGGUUACCUAUUUUUAAAUGCCAUCGCCAUCUUUCAUUACAUAUUUUUAAAUCUAUGAAGGAACAAUUCUUUAAUUUCUAAGAUGGCAUGUAAUUUUAAUUCAGCCAUCCUGUAACUAAUACUAAGUAGUAAUCCAGUUUAGCUUUUUAGAAUUUUUUUAUUACUUUAGGUUUCUUUUUUUAAUAUUGUGACAUAAAAUUGACCACUUUAAAUAUCUUCAGAUUAUUUUUAGGUCUGUCUUGAAGCUACGCUUCAGCGAUUAAAAUCAAGUCACCUCAUUGCUUUAGAUGGAUAAAAAAUGGGCAAAAUAGGAGAUUACCGUAUUUAGACUCCCAUUUCCAGAAUAAGAUAAAUAAUGCAAUGCCACAAGAGAAUUGUUUGAUUUUUUUUCACCAUGUAUUACUAAUAGAAUUAAAAAAUUUUAUGCUAUUGGGCUUUAUAUAACCAUUUUCAAAUGAUUUUCCUGUUUUGUUAAAAGAAAAUGGAUGGCUUAUCAAAUGAGUAAUGAAGGUGAAACCAAUUUAGGUUAGUCCAUCAUUAGCUCAUAUGUGUUUAGAGCACACCUUUUUGGAUGUAUUGAAAUUUUAAUAUUCUUGUCUUUAAUAAUAGAGAUGGCCAGAGAACCUAACUUUCUAUCUUGCUUACGGUAUUUCUGUCUACCUCAACUCCUCUUGUCUUCUUGGGAUGAUCUGUCUAAUACCUUGCUGAUAUCCUUGACUUCUGUGCCAGUGACUUCAUCACAUUCCAGGAGCUUACUCCCAUAGCUACACCUUGAAUGAAAAUCACCAUCUUGUGUUCUCUUUCUGAAAUCUUAAAUUGCAGUAACCGAUAACAAUUUCUAUCUUUCCAGCUUUUUCACUUCCUCAUUUUUGUUGAUUUUUCUUUCCCUGUAUUUCUAUUCUUUUUUUUUUUUUAAUUUUUUUUUUAACGUUUAUUUAUUUUUGAGACAGAGAGAGACAGAGCAUGAAUGGGGGAGGGGCAGAGAGAGAGGGAGACACAGAAUCAGAAGCAGGCUCCAGGCUCUGAGCCAUCAGCCCAGAGCCAGACAUGGGGCUCGAACCCACGGACCGCGAGAUCGUGACCUGAGCUGAAGUCGGACGCUUAACCGACUGAGCCACCCAGGUGCCCCCCUGUAUUUCUAUUCUAUCUCUAGCUUCUUUACAGCCUUCUCCUCUUGACUGUUCCUCUUUCUCCUAAACCAUCAGCCCGUUUCAGAUUUUCUUCCUUUCCUCCAGCUUCAGCUUUAUAAGGGUCACCAGUUGAAGUGCUCUCCACAGCCCCUUCAAGUCCGUUGUCCUCUUGUCCUUCAGUGUAACCAUUCUGCACAUCUCACCAUUGAAUUUAUCCUGUCACCCACCUUUUCUGGAAUGCUGUGUCCCAUGUGAAGUUCAUGUAACCCUUCAAGGUGUAAUCCCUAUGAGUGUCUCACCUUCGACUUUAGAAGAGCCCUCAGUAUAAGCCUCUUGUUUGUUCCUGCUGUGGCUCCUCUCCUUUUCUCUUGGUGGCUAAUCUAAACCUCACUACUUUUUUCAUGUCCUCUGUCUCCUCCCUUAGCAUAUGGCGCUUGGUCCGCUCUUACAGAAAAUUCAGACUAUGAGGAGUUUAAUUUCUAUUUCCCAGCUUUGCCGUACUCAUUUUCCCCAUUUUUAGAAGAAAAGAGGUCACCUGCUUCCUGUCUAAAGCUGAUCUCCACCUCUCCUCAUUUCCCCUGGAGCUUCUUUUUUUUUCCUGCUUGUCCCUUAGAUAUUGCUCUUCCCUGAAGGUCUGUUUUCUUUUUCCCCUCCCCCCCCUUUCCUUCUCUCCCUCCCUCCCAAUCUCACUCUCGCUCUUUUUUUUUUUUUUUUUUUUAAACUUUAAAUACUCUUAGGUGAUGUCAUUCAUAGCCCUGGCUGCUUGUGACAGCUAUAAUGUUAGGCUGACUUCUAGACUUGCAACUCAAAUCCCAGCUUCUCCUGCUCUCUGAGCCUUCUUUCUAACUGCCUAUUAAAUAUCUUCACUCACACAAUUUUGGUAAUUCAGUAUGUCCAAACAACUAACCCUCAUCUUUUGUUUAAAAUCCUUUUUGGUUCAUGUUUUUCUUUCUUUCUUUCUUUCUUUCUUUCUUUUUUUUUUUUCUGUUUUUGGUCUUUCACAGAGCAAGGCAACAAAGAAUGCCACAAUCUAGUUUCUGUCUACCUCCCCAGUUUUCUCUCUGCAGUGCAUCCCAUGUUAUCAUGUUCUAGUUCAGUGUUCCUCAGCAUUUACAACCCAGGCUGCUUUUUGAUAAACAUUCUGAUAGAACAUCUUGGUAUAAGGAAAAUCUCUCCCUAUCCCUGCCCCUGUCUCCUUGCUUAUCCUUACGCAACAGAGAUUUUUAUUUAAUAAAGCUUUUUUAACCAGUUUUACUACAAAAAUACCUUUGUGCUUUCUAAGUAUAAAAAUUUAGAUCAUUUUUAGUAUGGUUUUAGAACCACACGCCCCCUUACCCCCACCUUUUGGAGCAUGAUGAUCAAUUGCAAAUACUUCAGUUCCUUUCCCAUUGGGGUCCCCUCAGUACUCUGCAGAUCUCAUUACUUCUGCCGGGAAUGCUUUGCCCUUCUUUGUGGCCAGGUGAAUACUUGUGCUUUAGGACUCAGCUCCAGUGAUACUGGAUCCAUAAGGUUUUUUCAGCCCUUUUCAGUCAAAUGUUCCUUUGCUUCUGCUCCCUUAAUGUUCCUUCCCAUGUUAUCAAACAGGUAACACUGCUUUAUAGUUCUUUUCCUUAUGUGUUGGUGAACUCCAUAUUUAAAAAAUGUAUCUUCAUACAUUGUGCUUAAUGAAUGGUAGGCCCUUAGUAAUGUUUUUUGGUUUUGUUUUGUGGGUUUUUUUGCCUUUUUUUUUUUUUUAAUUAAUAA